AUGAGUUCCAGCAAGGAUUCAGCGUCCGGCGUUCCCGCCCACAGCAAAGGUUCCUGGACAAGUUUCCUUAAGUCUAUCGCCUCCUUCAACGGAGACCUUUCUUCCUUGACCGCCCCGCCCUUUAUUCUCUCGUCCACCUCCUUGACCGAAUAUUCUGCCUACUGGGCCGAACACCCAGGCCUUUUUGUGGCUGCCGCAAAAGAAGCGGAUCCAGAGAAGAGAGCUCUGGCCGUCUUGAAGUGGUUCCUCAGCACUCUCCACCAGCAGUACUGCAGUCGCAGUGAGAAGCUCGGUAGCGAAAAGAAGCCCUUGAACCCUUUCCUGGGAGAGUUGUUCCUUGGCAAAUGGGAUGCCGAUGCGGAUGUGGGCGAGACCACCUUGAUCAGUGAGCAAGUCAGCCACCAUCCCCCUGCUACUGCUUAUGCUAUCCGAAACGAGAAGCACGGCGUCGAGCUCCAAGGAUACAAUGCCCAGAAGGCAUCCUUCUCCAGCACCAUUCAAAUCAAACAGAUCGGACAUGCCCUGUUGACCCUCACUCCUCCGGGUGCGGAUAAGAACGAUCCUUCUCAGCAGGAGCGGUACCUGAUCACCCUCCCGCACUUGCACAUUGAAUCCCUUAUCUACGGAACGCCCUUUGUCGAAUUGGAGAAGUCCACUCGCAUUGCCAGCAGCACUGGCUACGUGGCGAAGAUUGACUACUCCGGCAAGGGCUGGCUGAGUGGCAAGAAGAACACCUUCAGCGCCAUCCUUUUCAAGGAAAACGAGGGCGAGAAGAAACCUCUGUACACUGUUGACGGACAAUGGUCGGAUUCCUUCGUCAUCAAAGACUCCCGCAAGCAUGAGGUGGAUAGAUUCUCCGUCAAGGACACGAAGACCACCCCGUUGACUCUGGCGCCCGUCGACCAGCAAGACCUCUAUGAGAGCCGGCGGGCAUGGCGCGACGUUGCGGCAGGCAUCGAGCGGGGCGAUAUGGAUGCCGUGUCCGUGGCCAAGUCGAAGAUCGAGAACGCCCAGCGCGAGCUUCGCAAGGUCGAGAAGUCGGAAGGCCGCGAGUGGGACCGACGCUUCUUCAAGCGUGUCAACGACACCGACGAUGAGGAAUUCUGGCGACUUGCGAGAAUGAUCGGCGUUACGUCCUUGGAGAGCGACAAGACCGGGGGUGUCUGGCGGUUCGACCCUACCAGCGCUGCGGACGCCAAGCCCCCUUACCACAAGACCGGCGGCGAGGGUCUGGGCAUUACUGCAUGA
Aspergillus neoniger CBS 115656 is the source of this 1248-nucleotide messenger RNA. RefSeq names its product OSBP family protein. Gene Ontology annotation, molecular function: oxysterol binding. Lineage: Eukaryota; Fungi; Ascomycota; Eurotiomycetes; Eurotiales; Aspergillaceae. The record is from RefSeq and is a predicted model, not a curated record. The transcript has 4 exons. Gene Ontology annotation, cellular component: cytosol; membrane; intracellular membrane-bounded organelle. Bases 1 to 1248 code for a protein of 415 amino acids. Gene Ontology annotation, biological process: maintenance of cell polarity; endocytosis; piecemeal microautophagy of the nucleus.